Selaginella moellendorffii is the source of this 2865-nucleotide messenger RNA. RefSeq names its product probable disease resistance protein At1g61300. The record is from RefSeq and is a predicted model, not a curated record. Bases 1 to 2865 code for a protein of 954 amino acids. Lineage: Eukaryota; Viridiplantae; Streptophyta; Lycopodiopsida; Selaginellales; Selaginellaceae. Gene Ontology annotation, molecular function: ADP binding. Gene Ontology annotation, biological process: defense response to fungus. The transcript has 3 exons.
AUGGUUGAAGUGAUUGUCGAUUGGGUCAUAGGAAAUGCUUUCAAGUUUGUUGCUGGGGAGUUUAUCAAGGUGGCGAGAUACAAGGAGGAGCUCCGGCCUCUAGCCGAGGAUCACCGCAAAUACGUCGCCCUGCUCAAGGAGAUGGAGUCCAAUCCAACGAAGAACAAGUACCAAACGCAAUCCAGCCAGUUCCAGAACUGGAGGGAAGAAUUCAACCGAUGGUGCAUGGAUACCAUGGAGGUGAUCGAGCUAGCGAGACGAAGGAUCUGGCUCGCGAUCAAGAGGCAAAGACUCUCCUUUUGUGUCAUUCACAACGAUCUUCCAGCGGCCACCUUGUCGUGCUUGGUCGUGGAGCAGCGGAGUACUCACGGCUACCGGAGGCAGCCAGUUCCGGAGAACAUCAUGCCAGUGAGCGAGAAGCUGGAGGAGAUCAUCCGGCUGCUCAUGGACCCGGAGAAGGGGAAGUGGAUUGGCAUCUGCGGGAUGGGUGGAUCCGGCAAGACCACCCUCGCAAGCCUGGUGAACAACGACGCCAGAGUUCUCGAGCACUUCGAAGGCCGCGUCUACUUCCUGGGCGUCCAUCGCAACGCGAGCGUGGAGAACUUGCAGAGGGCGCUGUUCAACCUCCUGGACGAUGAUCGCGGGAGAGCUCUCGAUCAGCCCAAGUCGACGCUGCAUGAUCUUCUGGGCGGCCAGAGAACGCUGCUCAUACUGGACGAUGUCUGGGAAGGCGCGGUGUUGGAUGGGCUCGACGUCCUGGAUCGGGCAAACGGGAGCAAGAUGCUCGUCACCACGCGAAACUCCGGGCUGCUCGAGCGGAGGAAGGCGGAAGUGAUUACCUCGGCGGGGCUUCUCUCGAGCGCGGAUAACAAGAAGUUCUUUUGCAUGCACGCUUUCAAGGACGCCGGGAGCGAGCAGCCGGGGAUCGAUGAUCUCGUGGGCGAGAUGGCGGCGGCGUGCAAGGGACUCCCGCUCGCGCUCAAGGUGGUGGGAUCUUCCAUGGCGGGCAAGACGGAUCGGGCAAGCUGGAAGGUGUCCGCCGCGAAGGUGAAAGCGCGAGGGCUGGCGGCACUGGAGGAGGAGGGAGAGGUGUCUCACCUCUUCGACUAUAGCUACGAGGACCUCUUGACGCUCGAGUAUGGGAAGCUCUUCCAGGAGUGCUACCUCUGCAUGGCUGCGUACGAGGGAGACGCCAGGAUCACGCUCGAGGAGCUCGUGGCGCUGUGGAGAGGAGACGAUCUCAUCCCGCCUCUGGCCGUGGAGCAGGGCGAGACCAGCGGCUGGGACGAAGCUCGGAUGAUUCUCGACGUCCUGGUGAAGAGAUCCAUGGUUGAAGUCGAGGUUGAUGGUGGUGGCUACCGCCUUCACGAUGUUCUUCGCGAGCUCAUCCUGCGCCGCCUCGACAAUCCUCGAGGGGAGCACGAGGAAGGGUGUGCUUUUCUGGCUGGACGAGCGACAGGGAAGAGGCUCACAGAUCUAUUCAGCUCCAAGUUGGUAGGAGUGAGAAGGAUCUCGCUGCGAGCUUCCGGGAUUUCUUCGCUUCCACCGAGCGAGGGCGUGGCACACGACGUUCGGGUUUUGCUGCUCGACAAGAACAGCCUCGCAGAUGGUGGAUUGAGUGCCGUCAAGAGUUUCAUCAACUUGAAAGUCUUGAGCAUGAGAGGGACGAGCUUCAAGGUUCUACCGAGCGAGAUUUGCAGCCUCGGGCAACUCCAAGUGCUCGAUCUGCGGGACUCGAGGCUGGAAGAAGUCCCCCAGUGCUGCUACACCAUGUCCUCGCUCAAAUACUUGGAUCUUCUCACAAGCUCGAGCUUCAAAGGAAUUAGAAACUUCCAGUUUGCAAUGCUCCACAAGCUCUCUAACUUGGAGGUAUUACACCUGAACUUUCGCAGCCCUCGGGACGAGAAGCUGGAUCUAGAUGCCCUUGAGAAGCUGACGAGCCUGGAGCUCUCGAGCGACGAGAAAAACCACGGCAGCAUAGAGAUCUUCUCGAGCAGCCCAGCAAAGUUGGCCAACCUCCGGUACUUGACACUCCAUACAAGGGUGGCAAACCUCCGGAACUUCUUUGCCAUGCCGGCCAAUCUCGAGUCCUGCGUGGUGCGAGUGGAAACCUUGCAUGGCUCGUGGAAGAAGCUGUUCCAAGGGUGUAAUUAUCUGAGGCUGCUCGAGGUAGGAACUUGCUUCGAUGAAAUCCCAGAGGUGGACAAGUUUGUGGCGCUCUCGUCUCUCACACUACACGGCUGCAGCAUGCCACCAGCAUCCUUUGCAAGCUCUUCAGUCUUUCCAUGCUUGACUACCCUGGUUUUCUGGGACUCCACAUUCGAGGAGCUCAAGGAUUUCAACCCAGGAUCAUUCCCUAUGCUUGCAAAGCUCGAGUUUCAUUCGUGUCGGAGCCUGCUCUAUCUUCCUCGAUCGGUAACUCGGCUCCCAAAGCUCAAGGAGCUUCAUGUAGUGAACGGAGGCUUGGUGAAAGGUCUGCUGGAAGAGUUUCCGGGGCAAGAGGACGUGUUCAGUGAGCUCCGGGUGCUCAAUCUUGAGGGGACGCGCAUCCAGUGCCUGCCUCUGGUGGUGGCAUGGUCUCCAAAGCUGGAGAGUUUGUCGGUGAGGGAGUGUUACAAAUUGGAGAAGUUGCUGAUCGAGUCAAGUGCCAUGGACGAACGUGAAAUGUUCCCAGGAUUUAGGCAUGCUGGCGUUGGAAAGUGUGGCCUCAAAGAAGAUCAACGUUCUCAGGCAAACGGAAAGAUGGCUAACGUGGAGGACUUCCAGAGGGAGAUGAGAGAAGCAUGGUCCAAGGGACUGAUCUUCGCGAUGAGGGACUUUGUUUUCCUUUGCUUCCUCCUUGGGAAUAGUUUCCUCGACAUUUGA